Molecule: messenger RNA, 3473 nt
Organism: Cryptomeria japonica (Japanese cedar)
Lineage: Eukaryota; Viridiplantae; Streptophyta; Pinopsida; Cupressales; Cupressaceae
Product: pentatricopeptide repeat-containing protein At1g09410, mitochondrial
Exons: 1
Coding region: 340-2667 (775 amino acids)
Biological process (GO): RNA modification
Molecular function (GO): zinc ion binding; protein binding; RNA binding
Source: RefSeq, a predicted model, not a curated record
UCGAUCCCCAGCGGAGUCGAUUUAUUGAUAUUGUCCUUUUAUCAUAUUCCAUGAUAAACUUGUUUCUGAUGCCAAUUUCCUCAAUGUGUAUUUUAAAAUUACAGGCAUUGAAUCAUUCAAACUAACACAGCUUUUCCUGGAUAGUCCUCAGUGAAUACUCGUGUAUUACAGACAUUGAAUUAUUCAAACUAGCACACCACAGCUUUUUAAUCACAGAGCAGGAAGAGUCAGAUUGACUUUUGUGCAUCUGCACUUUUUUAAAGCAAUCCCCAACUCUGUCAUGAAUGGCAUGGUGCUAUUCCAUAAAUCAAAUCUAAACUAUCGCCACAAGUGUUUGGAAUGGCGUCAACCCUAAUUAAUCAGAUGACAACGAAGAAGAGGAAGAAAAAGUUGAUGUCUUUGAUAAUUAAAGUUGGACUACAUCUUCAGCCUACAGAACCCACCAACAACAGUGGCAAUCAUAAACAUUUAUCAGAUAAAAACAUUGGUGAAAGGCGUUGCAGGGAGGGGUCUAUACCCCUCAAACCUUUGCCGCAGAUUGAAAGCCGAGGAAAUCCAGUUCAACCCGCCAGGUAUGUCUCUUUGCUACGUGCUUGCGCGGAUGAGAAAUCUCUUUCAGAAAUAAAAUCAAUCCACCUACAUAUAAUUGAAAGCUUAAAAAAACCGGACAUUGUCUUACAAAACACCCUUGUCAAUGCAUAUGCCAAGUGUGGGAACCUGGAGGAUGCCCACAGAUUAUUGGAUUCAAUGCCUAAACGAAAUGUAGUUACAUGGACUAUCAUGAUAGGUGCUUAUUGCAAGCAGGGUUAUACUUAUAAAGGCCUGGCUCUGUAUAAUAAAAUGAGAGCAUCAGGUGUACUACCCAAUGAAUUUACUUUCACCACUAUUGUAUCGGCUUGUGCCCAAUUGGGGUUUCUUCAAAAUGGCAAGGAAAUACACGAGCAAAUAAUAACCAGAUUUGGGUUUGAGUAUGGUGUUUUUGUGGGAAAUUCUCUUGUUGAUAUGUACGUGAAGUGUGGGAGUUUCGAUUAUGCACGGCAAGUAUUUGACAAAAUGUCUCAGCGAGAUGUGGUUUCUUGGACUGCUAUGAUUGCAGGUUGUGCUCAGAAAGGCCAGGUUGAUGAGGCGGUGAGACUCUUUGAAGUGAUGCCCGAGAGGAAUUUGGCAUCUUGGAAUGUGAUGAUUGCGGGGUAUGGAGAGAUUGGGAAAAUUGAGGAAGCAGUGAGACUGUUUGAGGAAAUGCCCGAGAGAGAUGUGGUGUCAUGGACUCGGAUGGCUGCAGCAUAUAUGCAGAAUGGGCAUGUUGAAAAGGCCCUUGAGAUCUUUAAGAGAAUGCCGGAACGAGAUGAGGUUUCAUGGAAUACGAUGAUUACAGGAUUUAUGCAGAAUAAACUGGUUGAGGAAGCCCUGAAGUUCUUUGACGUGAUUCCUAUGCGAAGUACAGUGUCAUGGAAUGCAAUGAUUGCGGGGUGUGCACAAAAUGGGCGUUUUGACAAGGCACUGGAUCUUUUUCAACAAAUGAGAUUGUCUGGUGUAAGACCACACCCAGACACAUUUGCCAGUGUUCUUCCAUCAUGUGCCAAUCUGGUAGCUUUGGAACAGGGGAAGGCAGUCCAUGUAUCUAUUAUUAAAAGUGGAUGCCAUCAGAACACCUAUGUGGGGAAUGCUCUCGUAGACUUAUAUGCAAAAUGUGGCAAUAUGGAAGAUGCAUAUAAGGUAUUUGACAAAAUGGCGGGGCGAAAUGUAAUUUCAUGGACUGCAAUAAUCAUGGCUUAUGCUAUUCAUGGAUUUGGGAAAGAAGCCUUGCGAAUCUUUGGAAAAAUGAAACUUUCUGGUACAGUUCCAGAUGCAGUUACCUUUGUUGGUGUUCUAUCUGCUUGUGGCCAUGCAGGUCUAGUGGAUGAUGGCUGGCGAUACUUUGACUCUAUGAGUAAAAAUUAUCAAAUCACACCGACAAGAGAGCACUACUGCUGCAUGGUAGACCUUCUCGGCCGAGCUGGGUACUUGAAAGAGGCAUUAGAUCUGAUUGACAAAAUGCCAGUGCAACCCGAUGCAGCUGUAUGGCUAUCUUUGCUUGGUGGUUGUAGAAUUCAUAACAACGUUAAGCUAGGAGAAUAUGUGGCGGAAUGUAUUCUUGAAUUACAGCCAAGCAAUGUUGCAAGCUAUGUAUUGCUUUCAAAUAUUUAUGCGGCAGCUGGCAGGUGGGGUGACAUUGAAAGAGUCCGAAAAAUAAUGAAAGAGAAGGGGGUAAAAAAGAAGCCAGGAUGCAGCUGGAUUGAAGUCAAUAAACACGUAUAUGCUUUUGCUGCAGGAGACAAAUUGCUUCCACAAAUUGAGAAGAUUAAUGCAGAAUUGGAGAGAUUGUCUGGACUAAUGAAGGAAUUAGGAUAUGUGCCUGACACGAGAUUCUCCUUGAGUGAUAUAGAGGAGGAACAGAAAGAACACAAUCUCUAUCAUCAUAGUGAGAAGUUGGCCAUUGCAUUUGGGCUUAUCAAUACAUCCUCUAAGACACCAAUCCGAAUAAUCAAGAACCUUCGAGUGUGUGGUGACUGCCACUCUGCCACCAAACUCAUUUCCAUGAUUGUAGAGCGAGAAAUAAUAGUGAGGGAUGCAAGCCGUUUCCAUCAUUUUGAUAAUGGGCAUUGUUCCUGUGGUGAUUAUUGGUAAUGUAUAACAAGGGUACAAGUUAUGAGAGCCUUGCACUAAUGAAGUACAGCAGAAAAGCCCUAUAUGUUUUGGGCAUAAGGUGAGGUUUGAGGAGUGCCUUACAUGAAAUGACUAAGGAAAUUUGCAACAUUCAAAACAUGGGCCUAGAUGAGGUCUGAGGAGAGCCUUACAUGAAAUGAUAAAGGCAAUUUGCAACAUUCAAAACAUGGACUUUAGUACAUUGAUCAAUAUUUAUCUGGCCAGCUUCAAUAACUGAAAUGGAGUCUUCAUGAAAAAGGCAAGUAAAACAAGGAUAGCACGCGAGAUCUUCAUGUCCUGAUUUGAGAAUGUAAAAAUGUGUAGAAAAGCUCUAUGCAAGCUUGUCUUGAUUCUUGUGAGAUAUUGGCUCGAUCAUGUUUAGAACGUAAAGAAGACAAAAUACUCAAAAAACUCCCUGAUUCUUGUCAAAUAUUAGUAGUGUUUCUUGGGGACAUGUCCACAAGGUUUUCACAUCGUUUUUGGGAAAAGAAAUGUAUUGGGGAUGAAGAGAUGGGAACAAAGCAUCCUCACCACAUCACUUUUUUCAGUUUUGUGGGGACACCCCCUUGUUGGUUUAAUUUGCUACCAUCACUAAGGUAGAGAGAGUUAAUAUGUGCUAGAUUAGCGGUAAUUUGUUCAGUCCUAUUUCAGUCAAUAAAGGCCUUACCUGUGCAGUCUUGUUUCAGUCAAUAAAUCCCUAAUCCAUGGUAUGAUUAGAGGAGUAUUUUCUGUAUACCUAUGCUUUAUAAACAGCAAAUCAUUUUAAUAAAAAUCACAGUUUUUCAUCA